Molecule: messenger RNA, 2120 nt
Organism: Danaus plexippus (monarch butterfly)
Lineage: Eukaryota; Metazoa; Arthropoda; Insecta; Lepidoptera; Nymphalidae
Gene: Cyp4g15
Product: cytochrome P450 4g15
Exons: 9
Coding region: 161-1819 (552 amino acids)
Molecular function (GO): oxidoreductase activity, acting on paired donors, with incorporation or reduction of molecular oxygen; monooxygenase activity; iron ion binding
Source: RefSeq, a predicted model, not a curated record
UUCUUUACGCCUUGCAAGUGACGUCAGCACCUCGUAUAUAGUUGGUUGCGCGCUUGUUCCGUAAAUAGUUAGUGGUGAGAAGCGGCUAAGCCCAAGUCCUGAGUUAAGUUAAAUAGUGUUCGCCAGUCACGGUGUCGAGUUGCACAGGUAGAUAAGCAAGAUGAGUUACGCUGCUGCAGAAACAGUGGCGGCAAGCAGCACUUGGGCAGCCACUAACCUGUUCUAUGUGCUGCUAGUGCCAGCGCUGCUGCUAUGGUACACAUACUGGCGCAUGUCCAGGAGGCAUAUGUAUGAGCUUGCAGAAAAGAUCGCCGGUCCACCAGGCUACCCCCUCAUAGGCAAUGCUCUGGAAUUCACAGGAGGUUCCGAUGAAAUAUUUAAAAAUAUAAUGAAGAGGAGCUUCGAAUUUAAAAAUGAGACAGCCGUUAGAAUUUGGAUUGGACCCAGGCUCCUCGUGUUCUUGUAUGACCCUCGGGAUGUCGAGCUUAUUCUUAGCAGCCACGUUCAUAUCGACAAAGCAGAAGAAUACAGGUUCUUCAAGCCCUGGCUUGGAGAUGGCCUUCUCAUCAGUACCGGUCAAAAAUGGCGUUCCCACCGAAAACUGAUCGCUCCCACUUUCCACUUGAACGUUCUCAAGAGCUUCAUCGACCUCUUCAAUGCCAAUUCACGAGCCGUGGUCAACAAGCUGAAGAAGGAAAGCGGGGAGUUCGAUUGUCAUGACUACAUGAGUGAAUGCACCGUCGAAAUUUUGCUCGAAACUGCUAUGGGAGUCAACAAGAACACUCAAGACAGUGGAUUUGAAUACGCCAUGGCUGUCAUGAAAAUGUGUGACAUCCUACAUUUAAGACACACCAAAAUCUGGUUGAGACCCGACUUACUCUUCAAUUUUACUCAGUAUGCAAAGGUUCAAAACAAACUUCUCAGCAUAAUCCACGGGUUGACCACAAAGGUUAUCAAGCGGAAGAAGGAAGAAUUCAAAUCCGGAAAGAAGCCAUCUAUCCUUGAAACAGAAGUCACAACCAAAGACACCAAGACAACGUCUGUUGAGGGAUUAUCAUUCGGCCAAUCUGCUGGUCUCAAGGACGACUUGGACGUGGACGAAGAUGUCGGACAGAAGAAACGUCUUGCUUUCUUAGAUUUGCUACUAGAAAGUGCUCAGGGUGGAAUUGUCAUCUCUGACACCGAAAUCAAGGAACAAGUUGAUACUAUUAUGUUUGAGGGUCACGACACUACAGCUGCUGGAAGCAGUUUCUUCUUAUCGUUGAUGGGUAUCCAUCAAGACAUCCAAGCCAAGGUUGUUGAAGAAUUAGAUCAAAUAUUCGGUGACUCAGACCGCCCAGCUACCUUCCAGGACACGUUGGAAAUGAAAUAUUUGGAAAGGUGUCUCAUGGAAACACUACGUAUGUUCCCACCAGUACCAAUUAUUGCUCGUCAUCUAAAUCAGGACAUCACUCUACCCUCCAGUGGCAAAAAAGUACCAGCCGGUACCACCGUCGUCAUCGGUACUUACAAACUCCACCGCAGUGAGAGCAUUUACCCAAAUCCGGAUAAAUUCGACCCUGACAACUUCCUUCCGGAACGUUCUGCUAAUCGCCAUUACUACGCGUUUGUACCCUUCUCAGCUGGACCAAGGAGUUGUGUUGGUCGUAAAUACGCUAUGUUGAAGCUAAAGAUCAUACUCUCGACCAUCCUGAGGAAUUUCCGCGUAAUUUCGGACCUUAAAGAGGAAGACUUCAAACUGCAGGCCGACAUUAUACUGAAGCGAGCUGAAGGUUUCAAAGUUCGUCUUGAACCGCGCAAGAGGCUAGUGAAAGCCUAAUCUUAACAAAACUAUAAAUAAUACAAAUUCCUAUACGUUUAAUCUGUAAUUGUGUAUAUUUUUACAGAUUCUAUUUCAUGUGAUAUCUGUACUGAAUAAAUUAUUGUUAGCUAUUUUCUAAGUAUGACGAUGAUUUGUCAAAAGGGUGUCAGUACUCAUCUCAUGGGUGUUAUUUAGGUAAAAAAAUAAUAAUAAUUUGCAUAUUUUUUAAGGCGUUUAUUAAAUUAUAUUUUUGUAAAUAGUUAAUUACAUCGAGAACUAAAAUUAGGAAAACCAUGACCAAUAAAAAUUAAUAAUAAAA